Capsaspora owczarzaki ATCC 30864 is the source of this 2949-nucleotide messenger RNA. Its product is annotated as AAA family ATPase. The record is from RefSeq and is a predicted model, not a curated record. The coding region runs from base 31 to 2868 and encodes 945 amino acids. NCBI's taxonomy places the organism in Eukaryota, Filasterea, Ministeriida, Capsasporidae. The transcript has 2 exons. Gene Ontology annotation, molecular function: ATP binding; ATP hydrolysis activity.
UGAUCACAGUAGACCCCAAACCACACCAAAAUGGUCGGACUGGCGCGAUGGUGGCCGCCGACAGCAAUGACAGCAACGACAGCAACGACAGGCACGUUUAACGCAGCCCACUGCGACAUGCUGGCAUUCCAUCCGACGCUGCACGACGCGCGUGCUUGGCUGCCCGGGCGGUGUCGGCUGUCGUCGCGCGCGAUUGCUCAGCUGUGGUCAUCAGCUGCGGCUGCGACGGAGCAUCAGCAACUCGGCUCGCUGCCAGACAGCCCUGUCGUCGCUGAACCAGCUACCGCCGAUGCCGUCGGCGAGGCGACCCAGGACGCCAGAGCAGGCCAGCAGCCAGUCAUCAAGCAUGGCGAUCCAGUCCUCGUGGUGCUGCUGCGCAACCCCGACAGCGGUGCUUCUCGCCUGCAGCUCGUGCUGAGCUGUCUCGCACAGCCAUUCGCUGGAACCAAGCAGCCGGCCGAGUCCGUGCAAGACGACGCCGGGCAGCAGCCGCUCGACUUUUGCGCAGAUCCGACCGUCACCAUGUUCUGGCCUGCUGAACCGCCCAUCGUCGGAACGACUGAUGAUGAGAUGCAAACCAAUGAGAGCAGCCGCAUCUCGACAAUCCCGUUGAUCGAUGACAUUCUCGCGGGGGCAGGAUGCCAAGCGCAAGUCCGGACGUUCGGGCGCAUUCAUCCCUCAGAGUGCAGCGCCAUUGAGUGCACAGUGUUUGUGCUUCCGUCGCUGAUUCCGAGUCUUGCAACGCUGCCCCUCGCGCAAAGAGAUCUCUUGCUCAAUUAUGCACGUGUUUUUGUUCGGCGAUUGGGAAUACCAUUGGCGCCUGGCUGCGUGUUGCGACCCAACGUUGGGCAGCAACUUGUCGAUCGCGGGGCGGCUCCAGCCAACUCAAUUCCGGAACUGCUAUUGACCCCUGAAGUCGCCAUUGACUUUAUCCGUGUCGACAGGAUGCAAUCCUUUGGGCAGAGCGCAGCGUCCGACUCUCUGACACCGAUGGCUGCGGUUUUCCAGUUUGUGUCGAACGCCACACACGUCUCUGUCAACAUUUCUGCACGAGUGUAUGAUGCAGGUGUCACCAUACAUCCCCAGACCUCGCUUCCCCUGCCGCCAGAACCGAUGGCCACAGGCGGCCUAGCAGCUGCGAGGCGGGCGUUGCGGGAGAUGAUUCUCAUGCCGUUUCGGCACAGAAGCGCGUUCAUGGAGGUCGGCGUGGAAGCACCAAAAGGCAUUCUGCUGCAUGGCGUGCCUGGGUGCGGCAAAACGACCCUCGUGCAGCAGGUUGCAGCCGAGUGUGAAGCGCACUUGUCUGUGAUUCGUGGACCUGAGCUCUUUGGCCCGUACAUUGGUGAGACCGAAGAGCUUCUGCGCGCUGCGUUCGCCAAUGCCCAGCGGGAUGCCGCAGCCGCCGGAAAGCCAUGCAUUGUCUUUAUUGACGAAAUUGACGUCUUGUGCCCAAAGCGAGGCGAGACGUCCCAGCACGAGAAUCGCAUCGUGGCCCAACUGCUCACCUUGAUGGAUGGCAUGACCUCGCGAGGCAGCACGAUCGUUGUCGGUGCAACCAACCGUCCGCACUCGAUCGACCCCGCGCUUCGACGACCAGGCCGAUUCGACCGCGAGAUUCGCGUUGAUGUACCCGAUCAACUCGAGCGGCUCGGCCAGUUGCAACAGCGAUGCGCCGACCUGCCACUUUUGUUGCUGCCUGCUCUGGACGCGGUCGAGCUCGAAACAAUUGCCGCGAUGACGAACGGCUUUGUCGGCGCGGAUAUUGCGCAUUUGGUGCGCGAGACAUCGCUUCUUGCCAUGCAGCGACUGUCAUUGCACGACAGUUUGCUGGAACCAUCGUCAGACAGCUCCAGCAGCGCCGCUCGGAAGGAGCAUGCCAGUGCGGUCGAGGCGCUCAAGCUGCGACAGAGCGACUUUGUCGCUGCGCUGUCUCACGUGGUGCCAUCCACCCAGCGAGGACACAAACGCCAGCUGCUCCCGACGCGAUGGGAGGAUAUCGGCGGAAUGGCCUCCGUUAAAACGGCAUUGCAGCAGUGCAUUGCGUGGCCACUCUUGCACGCGGAAUCGUUUGCGCGAAUGGGCUUGCAACCCGCGCGAGGCAUUCUGCUCUACGGGCCGCCGGGCUGCUCGAAAACCACCCUUGUGCGCGCAGCGGCCAACACGAGCAACAUUACGUUCUUGUCUAAAAGUGGGGCGGAAAUCUACUCGCCUUUUGUCGGCGAGUCCGAGCGUAGCAUUCGAGAACUCUUUCUUCUAGCGCGUCGCGGUGCGCCGUCGGUCAUAUUUCUGGACGAAAUCGAUGCGAUGGUGGGCAAGCGUCGCGACGACGGCGCGGCUGGCGGCUCGCGCGAUGUUGUGGCAGAACGUGUGCUUUCCACACUCUUGAACGAGAUGGACGGCAUCGAUGCUGCGAAAAAUGUGGUCGUUGUGGCGGCCACAAACCGGCCCGACAUGCUCGAUGCUGCCCUCAUACGACCAGGGCGGUUUGAUCGCGCUGUUUACGUCGGUCCGCCAGACGAAGACGCGCGAAUUGCCAUCUUUGAAGUGCACGCGACCAAAAAGCUUCCUGUCGAUGAAACAGUUGUCCUGGCGGACCUCGCAGCGAAAUCCGUGGGCUGCACUGGCGCCGACAUUGAGGGAAUUUGCCGUGAAGCCGCGUUUUCCGCAUUGCGGCGAUGGCAGCGCACGCAGUCCCCCAGUGCUGCAUCAGCCGCUAUGCCAGCCCACGUUCCAUCCAUUGAGCAGCUUUGCGUCACCAGUGCAGAUUUUGAAGCGGCGUUCGCUGCUUGCCGGCCUUCGCUAUCUGCUGCGCAGCUCAAGGAGUUUGAGCUUUUGCACAAGGAGUGGGGCACUGGUGCAAAGAGUUAGUCGAUCCUUUUGAUUAUUUUGAAACUCAAAAUGCUGUACAUUAAAAACUAAGGGUUUGAAAAAAAACCCACACAAUCUGUA